Molecule: messenger RNA, 1230 nt
Organism: Naegleria lovaniensis
Lineage: Eukaryota; Heterolobosea; Eutetramitea; Acrasida; Naegleriidae
Exons: 1
Coding region: 1-1230 (409 amino acids)
Source: RefSeq, a predicted model, not a curated record
AUGUCCCUGAUUGAGGCCGCUCCCUCAUCCACUCUGUCCAUUGAAGAGAUUUGUUUGAAUCUGGACAAGUUGAAGAAGGAUUACGAGAUCACAACGAAAGCAUGUUCCAAAGCAGCAAAGGAUAAGGCUCGCUUCACGUCCUUGUUGGAACAACACCAAAACGAUAUCCAACAAACGAAAGCCUUCAUUGAACAACAAAUUCAGCACAGAGCUCACCUCGAGCAACGAACGGUUGAACUAGAAUGGAAACUAAAGAUGAAGGACAAUGAGCUGUUGCAUGUACAAUCCCUGAUGCAAGAAGAGCAGAAACAAACAGAAGAAACAUGCAACAAAUGCGAUUCAUCACUUGAUCAACUUUCUCUCAAAGCGGAAGAGUACAACACCAAAUUACAACGAUCAAAUAAGAUGAAACAACUCAUGUUAGAAGAAACUAUUAGCCUUAGAAAUACCUUUUCCGAAAUGAAUGAAAGAAAAAAGAACAUGCAACAGCAGCUGAAAGAUCUGGAAGAAAGCACUUCUCAUAUUCAGGAUACUUUGUACGAACUAGACGACCAGUUGAGUGCUAUCAUGAGAACAAAUGCAGAGAAAUUAAAGGACACCCAAAGAGAGCGCAUGGAUCAAUUGUUGCUAGCUGAGCAGCAACAAUGCAACGAACAAAUGAAGUUGAUCAAUUUGGAAUUGAGAGACUUACGGCAGCGCAAGCAUAAUCUCACUCAACAAGUAGAAUCAAAGAAAAAACUACGAGAUGCUUUGCAAGAUGAGUUGCAACACUUGAGUCAGGAGAUGAAGCAGAUUCGUAAACCGCUCGAGAAGAAUAUUUGCAGCGAAGAAAAUGUUGUAUCUUCUGAUGCAAAUAGUAACCAAGUGAAUCUCACUAACCCCUUCUCGACACACUUUGCCUCCAAUUCAAAUAAGCUCGAGCCAAGACGACAAUUUACGUUCAAAAAACAAGUAAGGAACGAAUCAAAUUCUGGAUCAAACAACAAUGCUAAUUCAUUGGCACCGUCCAUAUCACCAGUGACUCCAGAUGUGAGGCUUCUGAAACGAAAAUCAUCCAACCAAGAGGACCAUAAUCAACUACAAUCAGCUAACCAGAAGCCACUCACCACUCCCAAAAAGAAUGAAUUCAGGACUGCGAAAGAAAUACUUCAAAGCAAGCCUUUAUCUACUGCACAUUCACUCCAGGCUAGUCCAUCCACCUACACGUUCAAAAAGACGAAGAAGGAUUAA